Etheostoma cragini (Arkansas darter) is the source of this 386-nucleotide messenger RNA. RefSeq names its product calpain-1 catalytic subunit-like. NCBI's taxonomy places the organism in Eukaryota, Metazoa, Chordata, Actinopteri, Perciformes, Percidae. The record is from RefSeq and is a predicted model, not a curated record. The transcript is spliced from 4 exons. Bases 99 to 386 code for a protein of 95 amino acids.
GUAGGUGUGUAUAAGGGUGUGUAGGUGUGAUGUGUGUAGGUGUGUAGGUGUGUAUAAGGGUGUGUAGGUGUGAUGUGUUUACUGUCUGGUUCCAGGACAUGGAGAUCUCAGCGUUGGAGCUGCAGACCAUCAUGAACAAGAUCGUCUCCAAACGCACGGACAUUAAGACAGACGGCUUCAGCCUGGACACCUGCAGGACCAUGGUGAACCUGAUGGACGACAGUGGGAACGGGAAACUCGGCAUCGGAGAGUUUGCCACGCUGUGGAAGAAAGUUCAGAGAUAUCUGAACAUCUACAAGAAGAAUGACCUGGAUAACUCUGGGAUGAUGAGUACUCCUGAGAUGAGAAUCGCCUUCAAUGACGCAGGUCGGUUUCUUGAGCAAUGA